AUGUUUGUGGGAUGUGUAUGGAGUGCUAAGGGAGUUCAUAAGAAUUUCCGAACUGCCAAAAAUCUUAACAAACCUACUGCUUCUGAAGUAUUGUCUUGCUAUUUGAACCAGUGCCAGAAACCUCCGUGGACAUCAUAUUUUGUUAAAUACAGUAGUAUUUAUGAUGACCAAUGGGGUCUUUCUCAUUUCAAUUGGCCUGUUGGCCAAAGAUUACCCUGUUUAGCAUAUGGUUUGGCUGCAACAAUCCUCAUUAAACAUGAAGAAAUUGUUGUAACACCUCAUGGCAGUGUCAGCAUUUAUUUCUUAUACAAAGAAGAUAAAGGUUCAUUGUAUUAGUUUCAAAUAAUUAUAAGUAGGAACUUUAUUUGAUGCCAAAGUGUAUUUUACUAUUUCAGUAUAAUGAAGUUAACUAUGGACAUUAAUUUAGAAUUUUUGCUCAAAACUUGCAUAAUAUUUCACACAAUUGUAUUGUAUAUUUUUUUAGAGAACAUAUUUACUACAGAAAAAUUUAAUCUGAUAUUUAUUUAAAAUAAUAAAUAGUGAAGGCAAUGAGACCUUAUCAUGUGUGGUUUUUCCAGCAUUUUUAAGCUUCUCACGUCUUCGUUAAUAACUAUCAGAUGUACCCUGUAUUGCCUGCUAUUUGUUCACCACAAUCUUCUUGCAGAGAGGAAAAGAAAUUGAUUAUAUUUAUAAUGUAUUCCUGCUCAGCUUUGCACUGCUCUGUCCCAUCAGUUUCUCACUCUUCCGUGUCUCACCUGACCUCGACCCUGCCAGUGUGCUAUGAUCACAGUUGUUUACCACCUUUGUUGCUAGGAGCAGCUGUAAACAGAUCCAUACUUGUGGCAAACUUUCAGUAACAAUUGUGACUUGAAAUUACUCAAAAUGCUACAGAAAUGCAUUAUAAAGCACUUAGAGAAUAUUUUACGAGCUUUAAGAAACAUUUAAUGUUCUUUGGUUCAUUUCUUC
This is a messenger RNA of Gryllus bimaculatus (two-spotted cricket), 966 nucleotides long. NCBI's taxonomy places the organism in Eukaryota, Metazoa, Arthropoda, Insecta, Orthoptera, Gryllidae. The record is from the annotation of a GenBank genome assembly.